CAGAACAAGGUAGAAAAACAGAAUAUAAACCCUAGCUGCUGCUACCCCUUAAACCCUAACAAAAUCAUCAUCAAUUCCCCAAACAUGAAGAAACCCAAAUCCAAACAAAACCGUAUCCAAAACAGAACAUCCGAGGUUCAAGAAAUCGAACUCCUUUCAAAAUGGAUCGAAUUCGGUAAACCCGAAUCAGGUUCCAACCCAUUAUCCCUCCUUCCUUUACCCGCAAAGUCCCCGGUUGGCCGUAUCGAUGAAAACACGUUUUCGCAGUAUGCCGGGUGUACUAAAUUCGAACAACUUCCAGUUUCAAAGAAAUUGAAAGAUGGGUUAAGACAAUCUGGGUAUAAAGUUAUGACUAGUAUUCAAAGAGCUUCUUUGCCUCACUCGAUUUGUGGCCGCGAUAUUCUCGGUGCUGCGAAAACGGGCUCCGGAAAGACCCUUGCUUUUAUCAUUCCUGUUCUGGAGAAAUUAUACAAAGCAAGAUGGGGAUUAGAGGAUGGUGUAGGUAGCAUUAUCAUGUCUCCAACUAGGGAGUUAGCAGACCAGAUUUUUGCUGUAUUAAAAUCAGUUGGAAAACACCACGGAUUUAGUGCGGGUCUCUUAAUUGGUGGUAACGAAUAUGAUGAAGAGAAGGAUCUUGUGAAUCGAAUGAAUAUAUUGAUCUGUACUCCUGGUCGACUUCUCAAGCAUAUGGACACAACUCCAAAUUUUGAUUGUUCACAACUACAGGUUUUGGUACUUGAUGAAGCAGAUCGAAUUCUUGAUGCUGGUUUUAAGAAGGAAGUCAAUGCUAUAAUUUCACAACUUCCAAAGCACAGACAAACCUUACUUUUCUCUGCAACACAAACAAAAUCAGUUAAGGAUCUUGCACGACUCAGUCUGAAGGACCCUGAAUAUGUUGCUGUUGAUGAGGAAGCUAUUGCUGCGACUCCUACUCGUCUUCAGCAGAAAGUCAUACUUGUCCCCCUUGAUCAAAAGCUAGACAUGCUGUGGAGCUUCAUUAAGGCUCAUAUAAACUCAAGAAUCCUUGUUUUUCUAUCCACCUGCAAGCAGGUGAAGUUUGUGUAUGAAACAUUUAAGAAGCUGCGUCCUGGGAUCCCUUUGAAGUGCCUGCAUGGAAGGAUGAAACAAAUAAAACGGACGUUCAUAUUACAGCAGUUUGUUGAGCAACAAUCAGUUCUAUUUUCAACCGAUGUGUCUUCAAGAGGUCUAGAUUUCAACAAGGGGGUUGAUUGGGUUGUUCAGGUGGAUUGCCCUGAUGAUGUCGCGGGUUACAUACAUAGAGUUGGCCGAACUGCCCGUUAUGAUUCUGCAGGGCGGUCAGUUUUAUUUCUCUUGCCUUCCGAAAUGAAGAUGCUCGAGAGACUGAAGGAGAAAAAGAUACCCAUUCAGUUUGACAAGCCAAACACAAAACGGCUGCAAUCAGUUUCUGGUUUAUUAGCUGCUCUGCUAGCCAAGUACACGGUUCUGCAACCUUUAGCUGAAAGGGCCUUUAAAACAUAUGUAAAAUCAAUUUACAAACAGAGGGAUAAAGAAGUUUUUGAUGUGACAAAACUUCCUAUUGAUGAGUAUUCAGCAUCCUUGGGUUUGCCAAUGACCCCACAACUCCGUUACCUCAACCGUAAAAAUUUAGAAAUAAAGGGCCCCACAGAAUCUAAUUUGGUACCCGAAAAGCCUGUGAAAAAAGAUUUGAUUAGACAAAAGUCAAGUAAUGACUUGCUUGAGGAAUCUGAAGAUGAUGAGACGCUCGAGUUACUUCGUAGAAAGGAAACUGCAAAUGGCGAAGAAGGGAAUGCGAUAGCAGUUGACAGUUUGCCUAUAACGAGAGUUCUUAAGAAAAAGAAGUUGAAGAUCAAUGUCCACAGACCAGUGGGGACUCGAGUUGUAUUUGAUGAAGAAGGGAACACGUUGCCACCACUCGCUACACUAGCGGACACGAGGACGGACUCUGCUCUACUUGAUAAAGAUAAAGUACUGAAGAGGUUUGCAGACUUGAAAGAAGAGAUGAAGUCACGUGAUAAAGAGGACAAACAACUGGAUCGUCAAAGGCGUAAAGAUAAAAGAAUCAAGGAGAAGAUUAAAUAUAAGAGGGCAAGAGACGAGGAGGACGAGGAUGAAGAGAAUGAUGACUUUUAUGGGUCAGAUAAAGACUCGAAGAAUGCCAAAAGAAACAAGGUGUAUUUCGAUAGUGAUAGUGAUAACGAGAGUAGAGAUAAGGUGGCAUUGAAGACUGAUGCUAUCUCUUUAGCCGAGCAAGAGGAGCUUGCCCUUAAGCUAUUGAGCUCUAUGCAUUCGUGAAUUUUGAUAUACUAGUUUUUUAAGGUCCAAAAUUUUUGUCCAAAAGUAAAAAAAGUGAAACCGCAGAAUCUUGUUUCAAGUUGAUGAGAGACGUAUUUUGCGCCAGAUUUUUGUUCGAA
Molecule: messenger RNA, 2414 nt
Organism: Erigeron canadensis
Lineage: Eukaryota; Viridiplantae; Streptophyta; Magnoliopsida; Asterales; Asteraceae
Product: DEAD-box ATP-dependent RNA helicase 32-like
Exons: 8
Coding region: 85-2295 (736 amino acids)
Biological process (GO): rRNA processing
Cellular component (GO): nucleus
Molecular function (GO): RNA helicase activity; ATP binding; nucleic acid binding
Source: RefSeq, a predicted model, not a curated record